Messenger RNA from Dictyostelium purpureum, 954 nucleotides. RefSeq lists its product as uncharacterized. The transcript is spliced from 2 exons. Gene Ontology annotation, biological process: regulation of DNA-templated transcription. Bases 1 to 954 code for a protein of 317 amino acids. Lineage: Eukaryota; Evosea; Eumycetozoa; Dictyosteliales; Dictyosteliaceae. The record is from RefSeq and is a predicted model, not a curated record.
AUGGUAUCUAAUAAAAAAGUUAGAGGAGAGUUUGAAAGGCCUAUAGUGGUAGGGUCAAUCUCUAACUGGUUAGGUAAGAAAGGUGAUGGUUUGACACACACACAUAGAUGGACUGCAUAUUUAAGAGGUAUGAAUAACGAAGAUUUACCAUUUAUAAAAAGGGUAGUUUUUCAUUUACACAGUAGUUUUAAAAACCCAAAUAGAGUUGUUGAAACACCGCCCUAUGAAAUUAGCGAAACAGGAUGGGGUGAGUUCGAUUUAAAAAUAACUUUACACUUUACAGACCCAAAUGAAAAAUCAAUAGAAUUAUUUCAUUUACUUAGACUUCACCCACCUGAAGGUGUCAAUACUAAAACCAAACAUCCAGUUGUUUCAGAAACUUUAGACACAUUAGUAUUUAAAGACCCCACAGAAUCAUUUUACAAUUUAAUUAAAUUACCAGAUAAAAAUCAACAGAAUUUAUCGAAUCCUGCACUUCAGAUCGCAGGCGAUACACCUUUAACUAGUCAAGAACAGAUGGAAUUAAAUAAAAUCAUCGACUCAAGAACCAAAGUUAUAGGUGAUAUUCAAAAGUACAGAGAUACAUGCAAACAAAAGGAAUCUGAAGCUAUAGGACUAUACCAAUCAAUUCAACAAAUGGAAAAACAAAAAUUAAUCUUACAAAAAAAACUUGAAAAAUAUAAUCAAUUACAAAAAUCAAAAAUUGAUAAAAAUAAUAAUAAUAAUAAUAGUAACUAUAAUAACCCUACACCAUCAUCUUCAGCAUUACUAUCUUCUGCAAAUAAUUCAAAUAUUUUAACUCCAACAAACAUAUCAACACCAUCAAAUAUUACAACUCCAUCAUCUACAUCUACACCAAAUUUAUCAACAUCGAUACCCACACCAAUGUCGAUCGAUUCACCAACACAAAACCCUUUUACACCAAUAUCAACAACUACACCAAACAAUAAUUAA